AAUAACAAAACCAAUAAGGUUUCGUCGUUACCCACUACCUUUGUUUUGAUUUCAUUACAAAACACAACAACACAUCAUUUCAUAUCAUAUUAUCAUUGCAACAUCUCUCUAGAUUUUAUUACAUCGCUCGAAAGAUUUCAAUUGUCUUCUUGCGUUCAAGACAAAAAAAAAAACACAUCGAUAAUGGGAGCUUACAGAGCCGACGACGACUACGAUUAUCUCUUUAAAUUAGUACUGAUCGGAGAUUCCGGCGUCGGAAAAUCCAACCUUUUGUCUCGAUUCACCAGAAAUGAAUUCAGUAUCGAGUCAAAGUCAACCAUCGGUGUCGAAUUCGCUACAAGAAGCGUUCAUGUCGACGAGAAAGUCAUCAAAGCUCAGCUUUGGGACACCGCCGGUCAAGAAAGAUACAGAGCAAUCACGAGUGCAUACUACAGAGGAGCAGUAGGGGCUCUUCUAGUAUACGACAUAACUCGACACGUAACGUUUGAAAACGUUGAACGAUGGCUCAAGGAGCUUCGUGACCAUACAGAUGCUAAUGUUGUGAUCAUGCUUGUUGGAAACAAAGCUGAUCUUCGCCAUCUUCGUGCGGUCCCCACAGAAGAAGCUAGAUCGUUCUCUGAAAGAGAGAACAUGUUCUUCAUGGAAACUUCUGCUCUCGAUGCUACAAAUGUUGAGCAAGCUUUCACUCAUGUCUUGACUCAGAUCUAUCGUGUAAUGAGUCGUAAAGCUCUUGAUGGCACUGGAGAUCCAACGUCUUUGCCUAAAGGACAGACAAUUGAUAUCGGAAACAAAGAUGAUGUUACUGCUGUUAAAUCCUCUGGUUGUUGCUCAGGU
This is a messenger RNA of Thlaspi arvense, 834 nucleotides long. Lineage: Eukaryota; Viridiplantae; Streptophyta; Magnoliopsida; Brassicales; Brassicaceae. The record is from the annotation of a GenBank genome assembly.